GAGCCCGAAACCCUCGAAAUGUGAUAUCUUGAGUGAAGUGAUCUCAGCUGCCUAUUUGAAUUGGACGGCUAGGAAGGAGGGGAAACAUGAUUGUUAUUUGCUGUAGGGCGAAGCAUAAAAAUCUUUCCACGCAAUCUUAAACUUUUUCCUAAUACCUACGUGGAAUGUGGAUGUCCUUCAGGUUAUUCCAGUCAUUUAAUGAUCUGCAAAUGCCCUUUCGUUUCUGUCUUUUUUGUUAGAUCCCUUUCGUUUCUAUAUUCUUUGAGGUUUCGGUCUCUGGAUGCAAAUGCACAUCCAUGGCCACGCCACCUUAAAUGGCCCAGCCAAAAGUUGCAGAGCCAGAGGACCUUCUCUGAAACGGCAAUGGCGAAAUCCUCUGUCACCUGCCUAAACUUUCAGAAACGAUGGAUUCUCUUACUCCUCGCUAUCUUCUCCAUAUCGACUGGCAUCGCCUUUAUUAUGAGAGCUGCUUUUGAUCCCUGUGAUUUCCAUUCUCGUUCCGUUGAGGAAGUCAUGGUUUCUAUUCCAGAAAGACGAGGACCUGAGAAAAACUCAGGGUUUCUUGAUUUCAUGAAAUCGAAGCUUAUUCUUCUUGUGUCUCACGAGCUUUCGCUCUCCGGGGGCCCUUUGCUAUUGAUGGAGUUAGCUUUUUUAUUGAGAAAUGGUGGUGCUCAGGUGGUAUGGAUCACUAACCAAAACCCAGCUGAACCAAAUGAAGUGGUGUACAGUUUGGAGCAUAGAAUGUUGGACAGAGGAGUUCAGGUAAUUCCGGCAAAGGGUCCUGAAGCUUUAGAAACAGCUUUGAAUGCGAAUUUAGUCAUCUUGAAUACUGCUGUGGCUGGUAAGUGGCUGGACGCUGUUUUCAAGGAAGGUGUUUCUCGUGUUCUUCCGAAAGUUUUGUGGUGGAUCCAUGAAAUGCGUGGGCACUACUUUAAACUGGAGUAUGUUAAGCACCUGCCUUUUGUUGCUGGUGCCAUGAUUGAUUCACAUACAACAGCAGAGUAUUGGCGCAAUAGGACCGAACAGCGUUUGGGGAUUAAGAUGCCCCAGAACUAUGUUGUGCACCUUGGUAAUAGCAAAGAUUUAAUGGAAGCAGCUGAGGAUAGUGUCGCAAGGAGGGUUCUCCGUGAGCAUGUAAGAGGCUCCCUUGGAGUUCGAAAUGAAGAUCUUCUAUUUGCCAUAAUAAAUAGUGUGUCUCGUGGGAAAGGCCAGGAUUUAUUUCUUCAAUCAUUCUAUGAAAGUCUGCAGAUUAUCCAAGAGCAGAAGCUACAAGUGCCAUCAAUGCAUGCAGUGAUAGUUGGAAGUGAUAUGAAGGCACAACCAAAGUUCGAAAAACAACUGCAUGAUUUUGUUGUAGAAAAAAAAAUUCAGGAUCAAGUGCAUUUUGUCAAUAAGUCGUUGACUGUUGCUCCUUAUUUGGCUGCUAUAGAUGUGCUUGUUCAGAACUCACAGGCCCGAGGAGAAUGCUUUGGGAGGAUAACUAUUGAAGCAAUGGCAUUUCAGCUCCCUGUAUUGGGCACAGCAGCUGGUGGGACCACUGAAAUAGUUGUAAAUGGUUCAACUGGUUUAUUGCAUCCUGCUGGGAAGGAAGGGGUGAUCCCUUUGGCAAAGAAUAUCGUGAAGCUAGCUACACACGUGGAACGCAGGUUUACAAUGGGCAAGAAAGGCUUUGAAAGGGUGAAAGAGAGGUUUAUGGAGCAUCAUAUGGCUGAGAGAAUUGCCAAGGUUCUCAAGGAAGUUUUGAAAAAGUCAGGCACUUCAGCUCAUUCCUUCAAAUAUUGAAAAUUACCUCUGUUGGAAAAUAUCAUGUGGUAUGCACAUUCGCCCCUAUGAUUCAGAUAUUGAGGAGCAUGUAAAGAAAAUUGAGCUCAGAUAAAACACAGUUUGAGAGAUGAUCCAUGCUCCUAUCACUGAACUCUUGAAAAUCGAGGAUGUUAUGUGAAAUUUAUAUGCUCAUGAUAGUCUCUUUCUAAGAAAUUAAAAGAUUUUUGUAGAUUUUUAUA
Messenger RNA from Amborella trichopoda, 2003 nucleotides. RefSeq lists its product as uncharacterized. The record is from RefSeq and is a predicted model, not a curated record. Gene Ontology annotation, molecular function: glycosyltransferase activity. Lineage: Eukaryota; Viridiplantae; Streptophyta; Magnoliopsida; Amborellales; Amborellaceae.